Molecule: messenger RNA, 2455 nt
Organism: Ailuropoda melanoleuca (giant panda)
Lineage: Eukaryota; Metazoa; Chordata; Mammalia; Carnivora; Ursidae
Gene: RPS6KA4
Product: ribosomal protein S6 kinase A4
Biological process (GO): intracellular signal transduction; protein phosphorylation
Molecular function (GO): ATP binding; magnesium ion binding; protein serine/threonine kinase activity
Source: RefSeq, a predicted model, not a curated record
GGGGGGCAUGCACUGGCCGGGCUCAUCUGCCUCCGUGCCCACAGCCAACCUGACCGGGCACGAGGAGAAGGUGAGCGUCGAGAACUUCGAGCUGCUCAAGGUGCUGGGCACGGGAGCCUACGGGAAGGUGUUCCUGGUGCGGAAGGCAGUCGGGCACGAUGCCGGGAAGCUGUAUGCCAUGAAAGUGCUGCGCAAGGCGGCGCUGGUGCAGCGUGCCAAGACGCAGGAGCACACGCGCACCGAGCGCUCCGUGCUGGAACUCGUGCGCCAGGCCCCCUUCCUGGUUACGCUGCACUACGCCUUCCAGACGGAUGCCAAGCUGCACCUCAUCCUGGAUUAUGUGAGUGGAGGCGAGAUGUUCACCCACCUCUACCAGCGCCAGCACUUCAAAGAGGCUGAGGUGCGCGUGUACGGGGGCGAGAUCGUGCUGGCCCUGGAGCACCUGCACAAGCUGGGUAUCAUCUACCGCGAUUUGAAGCUGGAGAACGUGCUGCUGGACUCCGAGGGCCACAUCGUCCUCACCGACUUCGGGCUUAGCAAGGAGUUCCUGACGGAGGAGAAAGAACGAACCUUCUCCUUCUGUGGCACUAUCGAGUACAUGGCCCCCGAAAUUAUCCGCAGCAAGUCGGGACAUGGCAAGGCUGUGGACUGGUGGAGCCUGGGUAUCCUGCUCUUUGAGCUGCUGACCGGGGCCUCGCCCUUCACCCUGGAGGGCGAGAGGAACACUCAGGCAGAGGUGUCCCGACGGAUCCUGAAGUGCUCCCCUCCCUUCCCCCCCCGGAUCGGGCCCGUGGCACAGGACCUGCUGCGGCGGCUACUUUGCAAGGACCCCAAAAAGCGGCUGGGCGCGGGGCCCCAGGGGGCGCAGGAAGUCAAGAACCACCCCUUCUUCCAGGGUCUAGAUUGGGCUGCUCUGGCUGCCAGGAAAAUUCCAGCCCCAUUCCGACCCCAGAUCCGCUCGGAGCUGGAUGUGGGCAACUUUGCAGAGGAAUUUACUCGGCUGGAGCCUGUCUACUCGCCCCCUGGCAGCCCCCCGCCUGGGGACCCUCGCAUCUUCCAGGGAUACUCCUUCGUGGCGCCCUCCAUCCUGUUCGACCAUAACAACGCGGUAAUGAUGACCGAUGUCCUGGAAGCGUCCGGCGCUGGAGACCGGCCCGGCCGGGCAGCCGUGGCCAGGAGCGCCAUGAUGCAGGACUCGCCCUUCUUCCAGCAGUAUGAGCUGGACCUGCGGGAGCCCGCGCUGGGCCAGGGCAGCUUCUCCGUGUGUCGCCGCUGUCGCCAGCGCCAGAGCGGCCAGGAGUUCGCGGUUAAGAUCCUCAGCCGCAGGCUGGAGGCGAACACACAGCGAGAAGUGGCCGCCCUGCGGCUUUGCCAGUCACACCCAAACGUGGUGAAGUUACACGAUGUGCAUCACGACCAGCUGCACACGUACCUGGUUCUGGAGCUGCUGCGGGGCGGGGAGCUGCUGGAACACAUCCGCAAGAAGCGGCACUUCAGCGAGUCCGAAGCGAGCCAGAUCCUGCGCAGCCUCGUGUCGGCCGUGAGCUUCAUGCACGAGGAGGCGGGCGUGGUGCAUCGCGACCUCAAGCCCGAGAACAUUCUGUACGCCGAUGACACGCCCGGAGCCCCCGUGAAGAUCAUCGACUUUGGGUUCGCGCGGCUGCGCCCGCAGAGCCCCGCGGGGCCCAUGCAGACGCCCUGCUUCACGCUGCAGUACGCAGCUCCCGAGCUGUUGGCGCAGCAGGGCUACGACGAGUCCUGCGACCUCUGGAGCCUCGGCGUCAUUCUGUACAUGAUGCUGUCGGGGCAGGUCCCCUUCCAGGGCGUCUCAGGCCAGGGCGGGCAGAGCCAGGCAGCAGAGAUCAUGUGCAAGAUCCGCGAGGGGCGCUUCUCUCUCGACGGGGAGGCCUGGCAGGGCGUGUCUGAAGAAGCUAAGGAGCUGGUCCGAGGGCUCCUGACGGUGGACCCCGCCAAGCGGCUGAAGCUCGAGGGGCUGCGGAGCAGCUCGUGGCUGCAGGACGGCAGCGCCCGCUCCUCGCCCCCACUCCGGACGCCUGACGUGCUGGAGUCCUCGGGGCCGGCUGUGCGCUCGGGGCUCAACGCCACCUUCAUGGCCUUCAACCGGGGCAAGCGCGAGGGCUUCUUCCUGAAGAGCGUGGAGAACGCGCCGCUCGCCAAGCGGCGGAAACAGAAGCUGCGGAGCGCCGCCACCUCCCGCCGCUCGCCCGCGCCCGCCGCCCCGGGCAGGGCCCCCGCCGCCAAGGGAGCCCCCAGACGAGCCAACGGCCCCCUGCCACCCUCCUAGCCCACGCCACAGUGACCUCUCCUUCCCCCAUAGGGGCUGUGACCUGGGAGCCUCGGGAAUCCGCUCCAGCCCCAUUCCCAGGGAUUGCCCUUCCCUCCCCUUCCCCUCACCCCACUCCCAGACAGAGCAGAAGUAUUUUUAUAAGCAGAG